GCUUGGGUUCCCUUGGCCGUUGUGAUGGCGGUGGCGUGAAGCACAGACGCGCACGCGCCCAUUGUUGAAUGGAAAGGGGUAGGGGCAUUUAAGGAAAAACGAAAUUCAAAGCUUUUCCAGAUCCGACCGUUACAAUUAUUUGAAAAAAAGCAAAUGAAAGAAGCAGAGAGCCUCCUUUCAAAAACCUCCAAUUUCAUCCUCCCUGUUGCAUCAUUCUUCUUUCUAUUUUGUGCUUCUUCUUCUUUAACUCUCUGUUUUGUAAGUCAUUUCCAUGGAUGAUAACAACAAAGCCUUAUCGAUCAUGGAACCAAAGCCUUCACACCCACUUCACCAAAUUGCAGAAACCCCAACCCACAAACUUCUUCUCAAGCAAUGGCUGAAGGAAGAAGAACUAAUCUUCGGCAGAAUUUCACUGAAAGAAACCCAAAUCGACUCUGUGAGAAGAGAAAUCACAAUGCUUCACAUCUUCUUCUUCGUCUUCCAUUCCACAGCCAUACUCCUCCUCUUCAAUGCGUCGACCAAGGAUUUCCAUGGCGUAGCCUGCAAGAGAUCAUGGAUACCGUCGCUCUGUUCUCUCUUGUUUUCUCUGGGCAUCAUUUGGGCAGUGAGAUACAAGACGGAUGUUGAAGCCCAUUUGGAGAAAUUGCUGGAAAGGGAAAAGGAAGACAGGAAUUUGCUGUCAAAGUGUGUGGAUGAAUUGAAAAGGAAAGGGAUUGAAUUUGAUUUGCUGAAGGAGGUGGAUGCGCUGAGGAGGGCAAAGAGCCUGAGGGUUGAAGCUAAGGCUGUGAGAAAAUGGUCUUCAAGGGAUUUCAUCACUCUGUUUUUCUUCUUUGUUUCUUGUAUGUUUCUUGGGAUUAUUAGGGUUGUUCUAUGUAACAACUAAUUAAAGAGGGAUUUGGAGAUUGGUUAUUGUUUCACUGCAGAUUCCUCUGAUCUGCACUUUUAUUUUGUUGCUUUGGUGGUAUUAUUUGGAUAACAAUUUUACGUUCUUUCCAAAAAUGGUUCUUUUCUUGUUAUUACUAUUUACUUCCACCAUUUCAUCCUUGCUGCAUUAACUCUUCUCCACUUCCUCAAAUUGGAACGCACCAACUGCACAAAUCAGCUUGGAACUUGGAACACACUACACCAUUGAUAUGUUAAAUUAAUCGAUGGUGAAAGUUCAUGCAAAGGACCAAAAGUGAUUUAGAGGUAAAAGUGUAUAACUUUUAAAAUUUGAUACUAAAAGAAAAUUAGAUUCAAAACUUAAAGAAAAUAUGUAGCAUUUUGAGACCAAGCCAAAUAAAAAAUACUUUUACCAACAUGAACAAAGCUUUAACAAUAGUUAACAUAUAUUUUUCCCUAGUUCGAAUUCUCCUAUCCCAUA
Messenger RNA from Benincasa hispida (wax gourd), 1363 nucleotides. RefSeq lists its product as uncharacterized. NCBI's taxonomy places the organism in Eukaryota, Viridiplantae, Streptophyta, Magnoliopsida, Cucurbitales, Cucurbitaceae. The record is from RefSeq and is a predicted model, not a curated record.